Vespa velutina is the source of this 6785-nucleotide messenger RNA. RefSeq names its product HEAT repeat-containing protein 1. The record is from RefSeq and is a predicted model, not a curated record. The coding region runs from base 405 to 6578 and encodes 2057 amino acids. The transcript has 8 exons. NCBI's taxonomy places the organism in Eukaryota, Metazoa, Arthropoda, Insecta, Hymenoptera, Vespidae. Gene Ontology annotation, cellular component: small-subunit processome; 90S preribosome; t-UTP complex. Gene Ontology annotation, biological process: maturation of SSU-rRNA from tricistronic rRNA transcript (SSU-rRNA, 5.8S rRNA, LSU-rRNA); positive regulation of transcription by RNA polymerase I. Gene Ontology annotation, molecular function: snoRNA binding.
AUUUUUUUCGAAUAAUUAUGUAAAAAUGAUAUAUUUUACAAGAGACUACUGUUAACGAGGAACUAUUAACGGUGAAGUGCUUUAAGCUGAAUUUCUAGCGUAUUUUCUUAUUGGUUAGUGAUCAGCCAUUAGAUAUCGUGCAAUUUUAUAGAAAUGAUUUCUGCCUUUAUGUUGCUGAAAUGUGGAUGCGACAAAAAUUGAGAAGUUUACUGUAAACGCUAAUACCACGUGUAAAAUGAUCAAUUACCCCUUGUUCUAUUAUUUUUGGAGGUUAUGUGUAAAAUGUUAAUUAAUAAAUAUUUCCAUUGAAUAUUAUACAUUUCGUUUGAUUUUAACAAAAUCGCUUAUCGUCUAAUUCUACUAAUUUAUAUAUAAUCAGAAAGUAUAAGUAAUUAAUAAUUAAUAUGGCAACUUCAUUAGCGGAACAAUUAAGGAAGCUAAGAGCACCACAAACUGCGAUACUGUUACAAGAUAAGAAACGUUCAAGUUUGUUAUUUGAUCCAAAAGAAGCUGCAAAUUUAGAUAAAGAAACAGUAUUAAACAUUGGUCAAAGUGGCUUACAAGAAUUGAUCAAGCUAUCUAACUUAUUUAUAGAAUUUGAAGAAAAUCUAUUUGCCCGGAGUUCUAUGAACUUAGAACGUUCGAUUUGUGAUGUUAAGAUCAACAAAAGACUUGAUAGCGCAAUAGAAAAAUUUCUUAUAUUACUUUCACCUUAUUUUCUUUUGAAUACAGCUCACAAAGCUCUUGAAUGGUUGAUAUAUAGAUUUCAUAUACAUCAAUACAAUAAGGAUCAGUUUCUUCUUUUGAUUUUGCCUUAUCAUGAAACUCGUAUUUUUGCCAGGGCAUUACAAUUGAUAGAUCUGACAGAUCCUACAGACAAGUGGCGUUGGCUCAAGCCAUUACAAAAACCAGGAGUACCUUUAGCUUCUAAUACACUUAUAAACAGAGUUAGUUCUGAUAAUGGUAUUUUAAAAAAUAUGUGCACUCAUGUUAUUACAGCAACAAAGACGUACUCGGAACAAGCAACAUCUUUAAGUACUCUAUAUUCAUUUUAUACUACCGUAUUAAUUGGUGUUAUCGAUUGUUCAUCUACCAUUACAGAAGUUCAAACUGGUCACAUACUACCAACUCUUUUAAAAGGAUUAGCAAGUACAAUUCCAGAUUUUGCUGCUAGCAGUUAUAUGAUUUUGUCGAAAUUAUUGACAAAGGUAAAGUUGAAAGAUGAUACUAUGGAGAAAUUAUUAUUAAAAACAUUUAAAAGACCAUGUCUACAACUAGAGGCAAUGCUCUUGCUUCUUUUCUUAUAUGAUUCUGCAUUUUGUCGAUUGACUUAUAUGUAUGGUAGUGUUGUACGAAGAUUGGCAGAGCUACCAUGGUUUAUAGAAAUGAUAAUUAAAUUACAAUCUUCAGGAAUCAAUGUAACAAGACUUAUCGUUCCAUUGAUACAAACUGCAUGUCACGAGAUCCUAAUAGACACGAAAGAAACUUUAUCAGUUCAGAAUAUGGUAAAUAAUAUAAUUUCAUCAAUAAAAUUGGAAGAUAAUGCAGUAGAUACAUUAUUAUCAAGUAUUCUUAAAAAGAAUUUUUCCGAAAAUGAUGUAUCCAAAGAAUAUAAAGAUUUCUUGGUUCAUUUAUAUCGAUCAUUGGAGAGAGGAUAUCCGGAAAGAUUUGACGACUAUUUAAAAAAUCUUAUGAAAUAUAAUGAAAAAAAUAGCAGCUCUAAAGUGGAAUUAAAGUUUCUCACAUCCUGGCAAUUUGGUGCACACGGUGCAUUCGAAUCAGUAGAAAUAUUGGAUAGAUUGAUUCAUACUAAUGCAGAACAAAGAAUAAUUGCAUUGGAAGCGCUUGCAAAUGACAACAUAAAUAUACCUGAAAAUUUUCAAGAGAUGAUCAGGAAUACUCUCAAGGCUAGAUUCAAUGAUGACGAAGUAAACGUUAUCAGGAGUUUGCUUUCAUUUCCUAUAAAACGAUUAACGAAGUUACUUUCUACGGAUACAAUAGUCGAUGAAUUAUUAGUUUUGUUAUCAACCUGUCAUAAUGAUUCUAGAAAAGUAUUGGCCAAGCCAGCAUUGAGGAUACUUUUAGAAUUGUGCGACGAUAGCGACGACACAAGUAUAUUUAUCACAACCUUACCAUAUUUAUUUCCUAACAAGGAUAAGGACGUAGAAGUUGCUAUGGAAAUACUAUUAUCAAAUUUUGCCAAGAAAAAUAGUUAUAUGCAAAAGGUUAAAGCUGACAUUGGAAGAUCACCAAACGCAGAAACGAUCACUUCGGCUGUGUUUCAUAAUAUAUUAAAUUCGGAAUUAUUACCACCAACUGAAAAUAUAUUGAAUGCUAUGAAGCAACAAAUUCCUCAUGGCGAUGCCGUAUCCAUGUUUUUUAAUAUGAUUUUAUUAGGAUCUGUUUGUAGAGUACCCGUUGGUUCAUUAAAACCAGAACUAGCUAGAGAAGUAAUUGAAUUGGCUACAGAAAUACUUAGAAUGUAUCCGCAAGUUAAACUUUUGCCAAAUUGUAACAAUUUAACUGGGAAUGAUAUACAGUCGGCACUUGAAUUAACUUCGAACGGUAUUUUACCACUUCAAGUAGGAACAUACGUUCUCGAAAUGGUUCACAGACGUUUGGAUUUAAAAUCCAAUCCUACAUUCGAUUUUGACAAUGAUUCAGAUCGUAGUAAUCUUAUAUUACGACUUCUCGAAAUGUUUUUCGAAGGUAUAGAUAAUAAAUUUCAAUGUAAACAUUAUUCACGAUGUUUGCAAAUAUUUUUUCAAAGACAUUUUACAACCAUGAAAGAUUUAAUUCGUUUUUUAUCACAAUUGUUUAUAAAACCUGUAAACGUUCAAACGUCACUUCACUGUUUACAAAUAUCAUUGAUACUUUUGGAACAAUGCAAAUCCAUGCAAUGGGCAUUACAGGACAAAGUUUUUCUAACGAAUCUACUUCUAUCACUUGCAAGAGAACACAAUGAGUGCAGAAUCGUUGCUAUAGAUAUUUUGAAGAAAUUAACGCAAACGUUCUAUUUAACGAUGGAACCAUUUUCAGUAUUCCUUCAAGAAUUAGUGAACAGAAGUCCAGAGAUAUAUAUGGAUCCAGAUCAAUUGUCCUUGUAUCUUUAUGUUUUACUAUCACCGGAUCCUGACGUAAGCAGCCAAUUCAAAUCCGAUAUACGUAAGAAACUUCAACAAGUACAGCAGCAAUUAUUUGAUAUUAUCACGGACUCGAUAACACCAAUGUACGUUAAAUCGCAAUUAUUGAAUAUUCUAGUACACGUAAAUGGGCCAAAAAUUUUACAAAAUCUUGCAACGCUUGGUCUUGAAUUUCUUGAAAAAUUAAAUAUUGAAACGAAACAGGAAUCAAUUGGAAACGCAUUGAAAAAUAUUCUCCAACGAUUUAACAGCGUAACUACGAAAGCUUUAACGAAUGAAAAAGUUUGGAAACUUUUUGAAACUAGUAUAUUGGAAUAUAAAGGUCAAAUAAUAAUGGAUAACAAACUAUGCCCGCCAAGUGUUAUAAUAUUAAAGCAAAUCGACGAGACAUUCUUCGAAAGUGUUGGUAAAAUUUCAAAUCAAUUGCAAGGAAAAAUUCUUGGAAUAUUGUUGGACAUAGCUACGGAUUGUGACGUCGGUAAUGUAAUAUCAAGUGUGAAUAAAGCGAUAAGAAGAAUACGUAUGCAUGCUCGACUUAUAGUAGACGAGUUACAAAAGAUGAAAACGUUCGAUGAAACGAAAAUUGAUACAAAUCAGACAAAUGUAAGAACAAGACGAUCAAGUCAAUUUCGUGCCAUUCCCAAUCCAAUGAUGAUAAAUAGCAGAGAUUGGAAACGUGGAGUAAUCCUAUUGGAAUUCGUACAACGCGCUGAAAAUAUAGAAAAAGAAGAACUUCUUUAUCCAAUUUUGUUCGAUUUACUUAAAACAUGUCUUAGCUUUGAGGAACAAAGUCCGAUCGAAUAUACGAAUCAAUUGAUCUUGUCGACGAUACAUCGACUUACAACCGUAAAACUUCCAAUUCGUGACGCUCAUCUUCAAGUGGAUCUAAUAGCACAGUGUAUAAGAACAUCGAGAAAUCCUCAGACUCAUCAUCAUGCGUUAUUACUACUGGUCGAAUUGUUGAAGAUCGUUAAUAUUCCUUGUGCAUUUCACACGAUCAUGCCUAUAUUUACGUUUAUGGGUAGUUCCGUUGUUAGACAGGACGAUGCUUAUUCUAUACAAAUUAUAUCGAAAACCCUAGAAACCGUAAUACCCAUUGCAAAUGCUAAAAACGACGAGACACAUGCUUGCGAAAUUUUAAGAACUUUUAUCGUAUCAUUACCAGAUAUACCAGAACACAGAAGGACACCUUUAUUCGUAAAACUUUUGCAAUUGCUUGACGAUCAUCUUCAUUUGUAUUAUCUUUUAACGUUCGAAAGUUAUGUACUUUCGAGAACACGUAUAAUCAAUGAAAAAACGCCAUCUCAAAGGCUAGAAUUUGCUUUGAAUGUCUCGAAGGAAUUCACACCGAAAAGAUUGUUAUUGGUUUGUGUGAAAUUGGCACGAUUUUUGAGAGAUAUGCCCGUCGAUAUUGAAGAAGAGAAAGAUCGAAAGGCGGCCAUGUCGUUUCCACAUAAACAUGUUUUCGAUGUUACCAAGAAUACACCGAAACAUCUUAGACAUUACAAAUUCAUAUUGAUUCAAUUUCUCGGCAAUCUGUUAUCAACGACAGAUUUUAUCAAUCGGGUUGCCCAAUACAAUUCGGAUGAAGUGAACGAGAUCAGACCGCAUUACGAUGCUUUGAUAAUCGAAUUGGUUCUUUUGAUACAUAAUACUUCUAAGACUGCUGAUAUAUAUCAGGGUAAGCCAAUAGGGAAAUAUUGGAAGGUUCUUUUACAUCAUCUUUACGAUGUCCUUGAUCUCGUUAACAAUCUUUUACCAAACAAUAUAUUUUUAAUUAGCAUCAAACAACUUUUGAAUCAUGAAUUGUUAACGGUUAAAAGGAAAGCUUUAGAACUGCUCAAUGCAAGACUUCAACAGAGAAACUUUAACGAAGAUGAUCACGUCGAUCUAUUAGAAUUGAUCGAUACAUUGUUAGAAAUUAUCGACGUUAACGUAAAACCAGAAAAUCAAGAAGGUGAAGUUGUUCAACAAACUGUUUUAAUUACGUUCAAAUUGUUGGCAAAGUUGUUAGCAAGCAAACAUCCUGCGGUAUUCAAACCCAUUCUCGAAAUGACUACGGAACUCUUAAAAACACGUGAUGGUCCAAUAUUAGGAAGUACGGCACUAUGUGUUGCAGAAUUAUGUAGCUGUUUACGUACUUAUGCUAUACAAUCGUUAAACAAAUUCGUACCUGCGAUUAUUCAUUUGAUGAAGACGCAUUGUCACGAGGAAAUACCGGAUAUCGUUACUAUCAGUAUCGUCAGUGCCUUUCAAAAGAUCGUCGAAUCGAUUGGAAAUUUCUUAUCACUUUAUUUGGAUCAACUAUUGUACGAGUUAACCCGAUUGAAUUCAUUUUAUACGGACACGGAUCAUCCUAAGAUCGGUGUCGUCGUUUCCCGUUUAAAAUCGACAACGCAAAAAUUGGCAAGUUUCGUACCUUUGCGUGUCUUGUUACCAGCUAUCAACAGAACUUACGAUAGAUUAUGCAAGAAAAAAUCUUACAAAUGUAUACCACCUCUAUUAAGUAUCCUUUCCGAAUCAUUUCUUUCAGUACCAGCUACUGAUUUAAAUGCGGCUAUACCAGAUCUCGCGAGUUUCUUCUUAAAGGUAUUUCAAUUUCGCGAGGAUAUUGUAUCUAGUCAAGAUGAUAUGGAAAUCGAUGGUGUAAAUAUAUCUGAAAAUAUCGAGACAGUUGAGGAGAGUGCUGGUAAAGCUUUGGUAGCAUUAGUUUUGAAAUUAAGCGAGGCCACAUUUAGACCACUUUAUUAUAGAUUUUACGAUUGGGCAGCAAGAAAUCCAGAUCACAAAGAACGUAACAUAACUUUCUUCAGACUUUCAGCCAACAUAGCAGAUUGUUUGAAAUCAUUAUUCGUCCUUUUCGCCGGCCAUUUCUUAAAACACUCAGCACUUUUAUUAACCAAUAACAAUCUGUUUGUUUCUCAAGAAUCAGGAGAAUUAACUCUUCCCGAGGAAUCGAGUAGAAUCGAAUUGGUGGAAUCAGUUUUAUUGACGCUCCAUCGAGUUUUUACUUACGAUGCCAAUAAUUUUGUUAAUCAGGAACGAUUUGAUGUAUUAGCUCAACCAAUCGUUGAUCAAUUAGAAAAUACGAUGGGUACAAAGGAAGAUUAUAAUAAACGUGCGAACGAUUUGAUAGUACCUUGUAUAGCUUCAUUUGCCAGCGCAAUACCAGAUGAUUCUUUACACAAACUUUUGGUUUAUCAAACAUUGUUAAAAACUAGACACGCCAAGGCAUACGUUAGAAGUGCCGCUUUAAAUGCUCUGGUCGAAAUCGCUCGAAAAUUAGGAGAAGAUUUUAUGCCGUUGUUACCGGAAACCGUACCUUUUUUAGCGGAGAUGUUGGAAGACGAGGACGAAGCUACCGAAAAAUGUGCGCAAAAUGCAGUGAGAACGUUGGAGGAAAUUUUAGGAGAGCCAUUACAAAAAUAUUUUUAAUUUUAAUCAAUCCGACGGUUUCUUUUUUUCAUUUAUGAAUUCGUCGAACGGAACCAUACGAUGCAUGUAAAAAAGAAAGAAAAUUUUUAUCAAUUAUCUUACAGAAUUUGUUAUAUUAAAUUGAUUUAUGUGAAAUAAUCGAUAUCGAUCUCGUAGUUUGGACAUUUAAUUACGAAUUUUAGGAGAAUAAACGAACGAUAAGCUAUA